Molecule: messenger RNA, 282 nt
Organism: Saimiri boliviensis boliviensis (Bolivian squirrel monkey)
Lineage: Eukaryota; Metazoa; Chordata; Mammalia; Primates; Cebidae
Source: RefSeq, a predicted model, not a curated record
AUGUGGAAGGUUUCCCUUAAGAUCACGCUGACCUUGGAUCCGCGGCUGCCGUACAAAGUACUCAGUGUUCCUGAAAGGACACCUUUCACAGCAGUCUUAAAGUUUGCAGUAGAAGAAUUUAAAGUUUCUGCUGUAACAAGUGCAAUUAUGACCAAUGAUGAAACAGGAAUAAAUCCUGCACAGACUGCUGGAAAUGUUUCCCUAAAACGUGGGUCAGGACUGCGGAUUAUUCCUAGAGACUUGUUCAUAUCUGCUAUCUGGAACGUACCAUUGCCUUUCUGA